AUGGCUGAUUUCACGGAACGGUUAAAAAUCAAACACCGGCUGGUACGCGAGGUGAUCAGAAACCUGAGCGACCUGUUCAGCUUCCAUUUAGGACUGGCUCUGUGUUCGUUGUGCUUGUAUGUCACGUUCGAUUUGUACUAUCACCUGCUGGGCCUGUGGAACAUCCAGUUCCAAACGUUGAUUUACGGUUGGCUUUUGCAAUACACCUCCCGGUUCGGGUCCGUCACGAUUCUGGCGCACUUGCUGACGAUUCUAAUCUAUUUUAUAGAACAUACACAUUUUAGAUUUUGAGUGAAGCGAUGAAGCUUAUCAUUUUUCAAUGACGUUUGUUUAUUUUUUUUUUUUGUUUUUAUCUGUGGACAACUUUUCUACCAGCAAUUUUGAUCCGAUUCAUAGCGAUAGCACUUUUUCUGAAAUCGAACUGAGGAGGUACUUUAAGAAGGUCGAUUUUUGAUUUUUCUAGGAGUUUUCCCAAUAAAUGGGAAAACCCGGGGAAAACAUGGGAAAACCGAGAAAACGGGAAAAUAGUUAUUACUGAAAUAGGCUCUAAUCUUCUAAUCUAGGUUCUAUUCUAAUCUUUAAAUAUUGUAUGUAUUAUAUUAUACAAAUAUAUAUUUUCACAGUAAUAUUUAAAUAAUAAUUUUAACAAUUUUUAUAAAAUAAACGCGUCAACUCGCCACAGUAGCCCCAGUUAUACGGCCGGUGACCGCGUAACAUAUUUUAUUCAAUAAACGUACCUAUAUUAUUAUAUUUUAACAUAACAAUAAUAAUGCCGACGUCGAUGACAAUCGUGUAAAACAAUAUUAUAAUACAUUAUUAUAUUUUGUUAUUAUUAUUGGUAGCUGGAUAAACUACACUACCCACUUAUAUUAUGUCAUAAAAUAGGUAAAUAUCGGGUAUUAAAUAAAUAAUUAGGGACCAAAGAUAGAUUAGUUUAUUGCAAGACUAUUUACAAGUACAAUUGUAUUAUUAUACAAUUGCAAAUAGAUGCACACCUCCUUUAAGUUUGACAUUUUAAUUCUAAAGUUAUAUGUUUUAUAAUGUUUACAGUUUUUAUGACUUACACAAAUAGAUAGUUUAAAAGCAAAGUGAAUACUUAUAGUAAUAUAAUGCAUCGAGUAGUUUGACGAUAAUUGUAUAAUUUAAAAAUAUUACACGAACUUUAUAGCCUAAAUUAAUUUCAAGUAUGUUAUACUUAAAAUUAUUAUAGUUUUUAAAAAGGUUAUUAUUAUAUUCGAAAUCUAAUGUAGGUACUAACCUAAUCUAUGUGCACUCGUAUAGCCUCGACAAUGUAUCAAAUAUGCAGGUAUCACUAUGUUUGAUACAUUGAAUCGAUAUACACCUGCAGCUUGGUACUGAUGUACGUAUUUACCGUUUUGACACCCUGGGACACUGAUACUUGCGUGCCCUCUUUUAAAAAUAACUGUUUACUAUGAUAUGGGAUGGUUAAGAUAGGCCAGACAAUAAUGAAAAAAAAGAAAAAAUAGCUGUCCUAGGAUAAUGGGGACGGGUGCAGCCACUGAAUAGAUAAUUUAAUUUAUACCAGUUAGUUAUGAUAAACCAUUGCUAACGAAAAAACGAUUCUCAGUGGAGUUCAGUUGAUAGUGAUGCUUUGUCAAAAAUAUAUAUGUUAUAUUAUUAUGAAAAAAUAAUUAAUUAGGUAAAUAAAUAAAUAAAUUAAUUAAUUAAUAAUUAAUAAUUAAUAAUAAUUAUAUACUUUAUUUAAUAAUAUUUGUUGAAUAUACCGAUUAUUCGCAUAGUGAUACCAAAGUCCAAAAGUCAUUACUACCAACUUUGUUAUUGUGCAUGGCAGGUUGUCGGUUAUUAAUUUUAUCCAUUUGGUAAUAAUAAUAUAAUCCUGAUAUAAUGAUAUAAACAACUAUUUUACGAUGUUUUAAAAUUCUGACACCCUCUCAAAAUUCGGCCCCCGGGGCCAAUGAUCUACUUUCUCUCCAAAAUACGUCCCUGGAUGUGUAUAAAAGUAUUAGGGGGAUUAGCAUCCAAAAUACUCAGUCAAUCCCCCCCCCCCCAAAUCAAGUAAAUAUCAAAUAUAGUAUAUAGGUGAUCAAUAUUAUGGAGUGUAAAGCAAAAAAAAUAUAUUUGGACUAUUUGCGUCUAUACUGAAAUAGGUAUCAUUAGUUCAAUGAUAAAAUAUGUAGUUAUUUAAAUUCGUUUGCUCAUUAUAUGUUGAAUAAAUUUUAAUGUUAAAUGGAUCACGUGCAUAUAGGUACUUAGUUCUUUAUCGCCGUUUCAGUUUCAUCUAUUCGUCGGUAAUAAAUAUAUAUUACUGUCAUAAAUAAUGAUUUUAGUUCUAAUUAUUCUUAUCGCGUAGUACUUACAACAACAUAAGGUUAUCAUCGCGGUAUUGAAUUAGUGUGAUACCUACAGAGUAAUCCCCUCUGGUCCGAAUUAUUUCCACAUAAUAAUAUUCCGUUAAAAAAAUUCUCCCGGAAAAAAACAACUGUAUAAGGCCGAUCGAAAUAAUAAAUAAUAUCUACAAGUAUUUAAUUUGCUUUUGCUUUAUUUAUUAAUCGUAUUAAUGAAUACAUUAUAAUAAUAUUAUAAAUAUAUAUUCCUAAUAUUUUUAAUAGUGUGCAUUAAACAUUCAAUGUUUUAUCCAUAAUGUCUCCUUAUCAGAUUUCUGGUCACGGUCUGGUCACAGUUAUUAAUAUACAUGACGACUUAUACAUACUCAUACUAAUUUGGGCAAGAGAAUAAAUAGGAUAACACGAGGGUAUAUUAUUGUAGUUUUUAAUUUGGAAAGAAAAACAUUCGUAAGAAAAUAAUAAUUAAAGAGAGUAAAGUCUCCAAAAUUGUAAUUAAACACAUCAGUAAUACUAUUGGCUAAUACUAUUUACCUCUUAUUUUACCGAUUUUCUAUUCAAACUUUUGAUACAUACGUUUCGGAAUUCACAUUAAACUGUAAGCAAACCGAAAAAUACCUCCUUUUAUUAGUAUUAGAUACUAAUGGUACCCGAGAAAAUACUUCUAUCCUGCAAUUACCUACCUAUAAGAUUCUUGCUUAAACGUUUUUUUCCAGCACAAAUACGUAUGAUGUUGAAGAUAUUUUACUAUUAUAUUACUUAAAAUAUAAAACUACACACUAUACUAAACUUGCACACAUUUAAUACAAAGACUGUAUAGACUAUGGGUUCAGGGCUCAAAAUCACACAAACUAUUCCGUUAUCGGGGACGUGCUCGCGGAAGGAGUGGGGAUAGGGUGUUAUAAUCACCCCCCCCCCCCACGUUGGCCUUAUUUUUAAUAUUUCGUGUACGCUUUACAAAUUUCUUGUAAUAUUAUUGUACUUUCUUAUCGCUAUGUGGUGACAAUAUUCAACACACAUAAAACAUGAAAAUAUUUUACAAAAUGACCUAACAAUGUAUUGAUUCAUAUUACUUGUAAUGACAUCAGAUGCGUAUUGAUUGAAGGAGUAUGAUAUAGGCAUCAAUUUCUGCCCAAAAUUAUUUUUGAUGAUUUUAUACUAAUAUAAAACGUGAUCAAUCUUCAAUGAGAUCAUUCAUUAUCUCGAAAAGUAUAAACAUUUAUACUAAUUUUUUUUUUCAGAAAAUUAAACAAACGAGCAUCAAUAAAAUUUUACAUUUUCGUCAUCCAUAUUUUCGGGGGUGAAACGACUAUACACUUUCGAUUUUCAAAUGAUGACGUAUAUUGAAAAUAGAUUUUGGAGUAUUAAAGGCUGUGUAUGCGGAGAGUAGUGGAGCCCUAAAUUCAAACACCACGUGCCGUGCCGCCACACGAAUGACGCUCCACUACUCUCCGCCUGCCCAAACUUUAAAUUGAACUGUCUCGUCGACAAGUGAACGAGACACCGAUAAUUUCAACGCCAAAACGUAUUGAAAUUAAUCUCCGUAUGCUUUAUGGAAUUUUCAAUACGGGUCGCCGUUUGAAAAGUAAUAAUAGACGAUCGUUUCGACUACGAAAAUAACGGAAACGUAUAACAUUUCAGAGAUGCUUUGUUUGUUAAAUUUUCUGAUUAGAAAAAUUCCGGAAAAAGUUAAUAUACUCUCCGAGACAAUGACGAGUGACGGUUAUCCCCCUCCCCCCAUCCCACGUAUUAUGAAUAUACAACGGUGAGCGCGUCAACGGCAAUGUACGAAAAACCGGUUACGUUAAAAAACCUACGGCGAGAGAUUAGAUUUUUUUCCUGUUUCGUUAUAACACAGCGACCAUAUUAUAAAAAAACGUUCGUCUGUAAGUACAUAUUGUAUAUAGUAUUAUGUACAAUAUACCACGUAUCGUUGUUGUUUUAACGAUAUUAUAAUACCUACGUAUAAUAGUGUAGGAUCGUUGGCGCGGGCAUGGGGAGGCGGUGGUUAGGGAUACGAGCGAUAUCUAAUACCGAAAUGCGCAUACGCGUCAAUCAAAUCACGAGGAAACGCUCGAUGCAUUGAUUAGAAAUUGGCUUCUUUAUUUUUUUUUUUUUUUAGGAUCAGGAUUGUGUAUGAUAUGGUACCGACCACCAAACCCGAUUCCUCUAUAAUCUAGUUUAUCCUUUGCACCAGACGUGUAGGUAGCCUUUGAAACACCGAUACCUACGCGCGUACAACAUUUUGUAUAUAAAUUGUAACCCGCAGUAACGGAUACCUAUUGAACAUUAAAUCUACUCCAUUCCGCGUUGAUUUUUAUUUUUUUUUCAACGAUAAUAUAAGAAUUUAAAGUCGUUUUCAGAGGUAAAAAACCCCGAAAGGAAUGGCGUAGAUUGCGGUUGCGGUAAAUAUGUUUUCGGUGCAGUAGAUAGCAUACACGACGCGAAUUCCUUAUAUUCUUACGUUUAACUCAUGGAUUAUUACUAUCAGCUAUUGCUAUACCUAUUACGUCUUAAUUUUAACUGUUUAUUAUAAUUCUACGUAUCAAAUGGCAUAACUAUGCAUGCAUACACUGUUACACGCGCUGGCUGUUUAAAAUUGAAAUUGGGAUUUUAUUCCGUAAAAUCAACAUUGUUAUUAAUAUUAGGGCUCGAAAGUUGUUGCACUUGCAACUUUUUUUUUUCUAUUGUCCGGAUGAUUUAAUACUAAACAAGCUUUAAAUUCGUUCCAUGCACCGUACGAAUUAACAUCUAAACAUUUUUAGUGCAACUUUUUGCAAUUCUUGUAAUUUUUUUCGAUUUGAUUGCAACUUUGUUGAUUUUCCUCGUUUAUUAUACAAUUUUGUACACUUUUAGAUAUUAUUCACUUGAUUCAAUUUUCGUUUACGUUAGAAAUAAAAUAACGACAGGGGCCUUGGCAGAUAUUUAUAUAAUAAUAGUUGACGGUUGUUUCUGACUUUGUCGAUUAUUGUGAUGGCAAUGGUGGAAAUAUUAUUCGGUAAGACGAUGCACGGAGUUAGUGUUUACCCAAAAACUAGAGUAUUUACAUAUUCGUUUGGUAAAUAAAAUAAUUGAUUGGUAUUUUCGAUGUUAUUUUACCGAAAUACGACAAUAAAUUUUAAUGUUUUUUUUUUUUUCAAUGCAUUAAUUUUCUAGCCUUAAUUAUUAUUAUUAAGUGUACGUCCGUACCGUGCGGUUGUCGGUGAACCGACGGCGGCGACGCGCACGAGGACCGGUCGAGGCCGGUCGCGGAGAGGGAACGGUCUGCUCGCCGUUGCCGGUUCGGCCGCGGGCACCUCCGGCCCGCGAACGAAAUAAUAUCAAUGCGUACUACGGGAGUUUUUAUAACGACACCGGUCCGCGCGUACGUCGCGACCUAACCAGCCCGUAGCGCGCGUCAGUGUGGUGCGCCCGCGCCGAGGAAAAAGAAGAAAAAAAAAAUACGCGCCGACGUUUACGUAACGCGGACGGAUUUUUUGCCGAUUUUUCCGAUUUUUUUUUUUCUGAAACAUAUUUGCCCGUCUCGACGCCGCGUAACCCGUUUUUUUUUUUCGCGUUCCCCCUUGCCCCCUCCCCGCCCGUCGAUUCUUUUGAAAAUUAUUAUCGAACGGACGGUACAUUACAAUAUUAUUAUUAUUAUAUUCGUGCGUUGUAUGCAAUAGUUAUUGUUACGUAAUAAUCGCGUACGAAUGACCGCGUCCGUCGUCCGUCGUUUCAUUCCGGUGACGGCCUUUGCGAGCCACGCGUAAACGUUCUGCAGGUCCCUCGCGUGCCUCGACGUCCUCCGGCGAACGAACGUAAGUACGACUUUGAUUACUUACUUCCGCCUGUGCCUAUACUCGGGCCCGGCUCGAGGAGUACAGGCGACAUAGGCCCGCGCCCACGGCGGCUUUUAAACGUUUUUACAUAGUGUUUACACGUAUAAGGAGCGGCAAACUUGAAUUUGCUUAGGUGCGUUUAAACGCUCGAGCCGGGCCUGAAUGUACUCGUUCAAUACGGAUGUACUUCGCGGUCUCGAAAAACCACAAGCAUCGCGUGUAAACCGUUUGUUACGAUUGCGCAUUCCGUUUUGGACGGCGAUUUUACACAGGUGAAACUAAAUGGACGGAAUUCAGGGACGUCGUUUUACAUAUUUUGUUCGUGUGAUGCGAAACCUGUACUCGAAGACGUUAAAAUUGCCGUGAAAUCCGUUCGCGUAGCGUGUUAAGCUCGAAAUCAAUGCUUCAACCAUCACAUAUACCAUACAAAUGUAUAACACAAUUCGAAAACGUACUUGAAAUCGAUUUCAAUAUUCAUUAUUUAUUUUAUAAUAAACUAAAAUAUGCACGACUUUAGUACCUACUUGAUCAAUUUAUUAUCACAACGAACAAUUUACUUCAUAAUAUGUACCGUAUAAAAUUCCGUAAUGAAUCGAAACAAAACCAUGUAGGUUGUACACAGUAAUGACUCGACAAUACCAAUAGGUAUUUUAAAUAAAUCACUAUUGUAAGUGAAUGGUGGGGAAGGUGGAAUACAUAAAGUUAUUUAAUUUAUACCUAUAACGAGAUAACGUUGAUAACGAGACCAUUCGGAACGAAGCUCGAUUGUACAUGUUUUUAAAGGCCGUAAUAUUUACGAUUUAUGACCGAAUUUAACUGUAAAAUUAAUAAAAAAAAAAUACUAACUUACCUCAUUUUUAUUUUUUGAAACAAAAUUUACUUGUUUUUUCCCUGAAGUGAAAACAUUUUUUUUUGAAACUCGGGUUGAUUAUUUCUGGGAUGAUAACAGAUACGUACAACCAUCACUAAACUAUACGACAAAUAUAAAACUUAAAAAAGUUGUAAUUUCGAAAAUAAAUCAGUCCGCUCAGUACUGAAUUUAUUAUCGUUCUUAAAUCGGUAAUGUGCAUAAGUUCAAAACAAAAUUUAAAAAUUUGCAUGGGCCAGUGAAUAAAUUUACUCCACAUAAUUUUUUGCUCAAACGAUUUUCAUCAAAAUUUAAUAUUAAAAUUAUUUUAUAAAAAAAAAAAUACUACAUUAAACUCAAUUUAAUUUUUUUAUCUAUUAAAUAUGACUUUUAAGAAACUUCCUGUUAAAUUUUCAAGUAUUUCUGUUUAGUCUAACAAUUUUAUCCACUAAGUAUCUAAACGUUUUGAAAACUUUACGACAUCUAGAAAAACAAAUAAAGAUUUUUGUCAAAAUUUCAAGUCUCUAUGAACAUUUGAAAUUAAAUUACAUUAAAAAAAUUAAAAAAUUAAAAAUAUUAGAAGAAUUAUUUUCGUACAUUUUCCCGUACUGUCUGCAUUGUUUUUUGGUUUUUUUCCAAUUAUUAAAAAAAAAACACACAGAUCAAAAAACUACACUCUUUGUCAAAAAAAACAUCUCUUGAUGUUAUUUUAUUAAUUUAUGGUAGAAAACAUAAGCCAUCAAAUUUAAAAUAAUGCCGUAAAUCAUGCCGUAAUUUGAAAAAAAAAUCGUAUAUUUCGUCUUAUUUUGGUUUUUUCUAAUUAUUAUGAAAACUACUCUAAAUACCGAAACACGCUGUCAGUGACAAAAUAUUGAAAGGAACAAAAUCAAUAGAACCGAGUCUAAAACUCAAGAGUAUUAUACAUCUGUAAGCAUUUACUUAAUUAUUGUAUUUCGAUGAAAAUCUUCUACGCUUUAAUUUAGCAAAUCCGUCUUUAAUCGGUAGUCGGUACUGUAAUGCCAAUAUUACGAGUAUUUAUAAAGGCGUUCGGGUGUUCUAAUACUGCUGAAAUUACGAGUGAUUUUUUUAUAAGAUUUCAAUAUUAGCGUUUUAGAAUAUAAAUUUUAUGAAAUCAACUACAGCUACAUAUUUUAGGUGUGCUAAAAUUAAAUUCAUGGGAUACAUUACAAGUUAGAGGCAUAGAGCAUCAGGCACCAUCGGUGUAAGAAUUACGAAUUUAUCGAUUUUUGUUCCGUAGUCAAUGCGCAAUAUUACGCAGAGAUUAAUAUCUGUAUAAUAAUAUUAUAUUGUUACUGUUCCCGAACAGCAGAAACGAUAUAUAAUUAUACGUUAGUUUCGUAUAUUGCAUACGAUUGCGCUAUGCGAUUUAAUUGGACGUAGGACGUUUGAAAAUCAAGUGCAUUGCGUAUGACUUUAUGCGUUGAACUCGUUUAUUGUGUUUUUUAAUAAAUAUUUUAAACAUCAGGUGUUCUGGGAGUGGCAUCGAUAAUUAACGGAUACCCUUCCUCGUGAUAAUGUUAUAUUUUUAGAGCGAGCAUUGCGAUACUGAAAGGAACGUAUGACCCAGUGGCGGAUCCAGAGGCCUCGCCCCCUCCCCCCAGACUCAGUGGAAUGCGCAUGGGUGGGAAUUUAUAUUCCCCCAUUAGCUUAAAAGUAUAUAACAAAAUACGAGUAAUUUAAUAUCGAAAUGCAUAUACUUCAGCAAAGUUACGAAGAAUAACUCUAUGUAUUGAUUAGAAAUUGAUUUUUUUUCCAGCUGUUAAAUUACCAAUUACCAUAGUCGAGUCGGAUAGAGAAGAAGAUUUUACGAUUUAUUCACGAUUCAUAUUUGCUACGUGAUUUCCUAUUGCUAAUUUCUAGACAGGCCACUGCCUAGACUAUAAUAGACUACUGACUAGGUAUAGAAACAUUUUUAGGAACUCCUUGCAAUAUAUUAUAUUAUGCGAACAUAUACCUAAUACCUACUGUUUAUUUUCGUCACAUAAUAAACACGAGGAAAGCUGAAACAAAUAAUUGUAAAAAAACGUCGAAAAUUCGAAUGUGAACACCCGUGUAGAAAUUAAAAUCUCAAAUAAUUCUCAGUAAAUUUUCUAAAAUAUAGAGUCGUCAAUUGCGAAAACAUCCGAUUUUAUUCUUUAAUUUUGAACCUAGGAAAACUAAUGUACUUACCCGAAAAAAUAAAUACAAAGAAUCGCCAAUUAUAAACAGAGAAAAAAAAAUGUUUUUUUACAUUUUUCCUUAUUCUAGAAUAAUUCAGAUUUAAUAACAAGAUAAUUAUUAAAAAAUAAUUAAUACUAUUAACAACAUAAUUAUAUUAUAGUAUAGUAUAUGAAUACUGGAUUCUCUCCUACGAAGUAGUGACCAUAGUGAUGUUGAACUUAAAUAAUAUAUUUUUAGUUUUCUGGUUGGUUCUAUAGUUCUGUACACGAGUAUUUCAUUAUUAAACAGUGUUUCACAUGCGCUCGUUGUAAAUAUAGUGUUUUACUUUAAGCUAUAUAGGUAGGUAUCUGUUUUUUUUUUUUUUUUUUUUAAUCUAUUAGUCAGUCUGCGUUCGUGUAUAUAAUGUUAUAAUGUAUAAUGUAAGGUAUAAUGACGUAAAAUCGAGUCAUUGAAAUUAUAGUGAGCCUACAUAUCUGUUGAUAAUAUAGUCGGUCAAAUCUUUCAUCGUGCGAUAACUUAUGUCGAAAUUCUUGGAAUAUCCGUUAGUCGUUUACUGAAUCCCGUUCGUUUGUUUCUCUUAUAGAAAUCCAAAAAAAUUAUAAUAGACCUAUAAAACGGCUUCAGACGCGAUCUUCUUCUAGGCCUCGAUUUAUUUUUACUUUUAUUCCAUGAACAAUUGAACAACAACUAUAGAAAUUUCAGCAUUAAGUUAUUAAGGAGCAAAGUAGUGUUUGUUUUUAAUUUAAAUUACAAAACAAGAAUUGCCAUUUUCAUUUAUAACUAAAAAAGAACUUAUAUAACUUCGUAAUAAUCAAUGAGGUAGUUACUUAAAAAAAAAUUGUUAUUGAAUAAUACAAAUAACAAAAAAUAUAUCUCGAAUAAAAUAAGGAAUAAUAAAAACAAAGAACAAUAAGGCUGAUACGUUAUUUUUAAAUUACUGUAGUAUUAAAUAAGAAAUUCGUGUUUUAAGCGAUUUAACUACAGUAUCAAUAGUUCGCAUUUUCUGAAUCUCGAUACUUUUUCAAAUUCAAAUUUAAACCUAUUUAAUCUUUUUAUGUGUAAUCUCACUAUCAAUUAUUGUAAAAACAGGAUAACUGUAAAUUAUUUUUAAUAUUAGAUAUUUUACUAACAAUUAACAAUAUUUAAAACGUUAGAUAUGUAUAUUGGUACAAUAUACAUUAUAUUGUACAAUAAUAUACAAUAUAUUGUACAAUGGUAGAUUUGUACAAUUAUUUUACUGUUGUCAUAUUAUGCUCAUAAAGUAGGUACCUACUUAUAAAGUCACAACUUCACAAAAUUACAACCUAAUUUCGGUAUUAUAAAUUCAAAGUAAUCGAUAUUGUAUAAUCGAUAUAUUCGUUUUCUUUUUAAUUACAUGGUUCUCAUAAAUUUUGUUCUUAUAAAUAGGCGCUUAGCAUUCAAUUUAUGGUCACUAUUAAAUUAUAAUUUACGUAUUUAUAAUACUCUAUACGGCCUUUAUAAUCAUAUAUUUUUUAGUUGAUUAAAAAUUAAAAAUUAAAUCUUAAAGAUUGUUUAAAUUUAAAAUUACGAACAUAUUUUAUAUAACUACCAAGUUAUUUUUCUAAUAUGUAUUUAUUCAUUUAAGCAAUUAUUUUCACAGAAGACCGCCUCAUAAAUGUCUGGGCCCCGAUCUCAAUGACCCUGCUUUGUGAGGGUCUUGUUUAAAAAUAACAAAUAUUGUAAAAAAUAGAAGAAAAAAACCCAGAACCUCGACCAAAUUCGCGGCCCCGCGUUCCUGGCCAGGCCGACACUGCAAGGAACAAUUUUUUUUUUAGUAUUUAUUGAUAUAAUAAUUAAAAAAACAAGGCGUUUCAGAAAAAGUUAUUUUUCUCAAAACUAUUAUAAUGUCGCUUACGGCCUUUUUGCUUCGGAAGGCAGUGUUAAAAUGUAGACAUAAUACUUUUAAAACAAUUAACAAACGAAUACUAUAUAAUAAGCCAAUAAUAAUAUAAUACUAUGUAUUUAUUAUACUACCUAGGUACUAUGCACUAGGUAUUUACUUAAAAUUAAAAUACUAAAUUUAACCCUAAAAAAGGGAAGGGUUGAGGUUGAAAGUUUAAAUCUUCAAAAGAAACGUCUACGAUACAAACGCCAUCAUGCAUGUAUAUGAUUUCAUAUAAAAUAGUCCCAAUCAGCUUUAUACAUAAAUAAAAUUCAAAACAUGAUAAUAUAAAUUAAACGUUGUAAAUACUGAAAUACUGGAUUAUUAUUUACGAGCGAUCAAUUGAUGUUUAAUGGUAAUAAAAAUUAAAUGACUAGUAAUAGAGUCAGUUUAUCAUUGAUAAUCAUAAAGCGUGAAAUGUUUUGUGUCAGAAAUUUAUGAACGUAUCAUUGCUAUUUUCAUUUUUAAUUAUUUUGUCCCUGUAAAUAGAGAUUAUUGCAACUGUAUUGUAUCUGUUAUAUAUUAUAAUAUAUCUUUUCCCCGCUACAUUCGGAUCUUUUAAGCGCCUCUCUCUAAACCAAACGAGCUUAAACUCGCGAAUUAUAGAGUUGUUUUAUAGACGGAUUGAAGUGAUCAAAUUUUGGUUGGAUUUCAAUAUGAAUUUCAUCAUAUUAUUGCGAAAGGAGGGUGUUUUUAUCUUUGUUCACCUCUACAGAUCCCCUCCUUCCCAAAUGGAGCCAGGAGAAUAAUUGUAUAUGUAUCAAGAAUAUGCCUUUUGGGGAUUUCAAACCUCAAACCCCUCUCCAACCAUUUGUAUGCUCAAAUUUCAUAUUUUAACAGGAAAUACCGGAUUUUAAACACCCCUACACACUAAAAUAUAACUAUUAUAAAAACAAUUUUUAAAAAAAAAUAAUAAUAAUAAUAUUGUGACGGUGACAAGUCAGCUGGGGGGAAAUUCGACCCUAGUGAUAGAGCUCUGCUUCUCACUGCUGUUUCCUUUUUUCGUAGGUAUAGAUAAUAAAAAUACAAAACAAUUGCAUUAUAUUCAAUUUUAAUUUUUAUGAUUGAAAUUUUACACGCAUAUUUAUCGAACAUAAUAUUCAAAUAAAACAACUUAAGACGUAUUGUAUGAAUAAUUUACAAAGAGAUAAAUAGCAGAAAUAAACAUUAGGAAUUGGUAGGCAACAAUAAUCAUAGAUCCGCUUAAAGGAAAAACAAUAUCGAGUGUUUUAAUCGUAUUAAUUUCUUAUAGUUGUAUUGUUGCAUGUUAUGCGUUUAGCGUUUAGUCUUCCCUAGUUAUAUAAUUAUUGUGAUUUUUUUAAAAAAUAAUAGUAAUUAUAAUGUGAUAAAGCAAUUAAUUUAUAAACCUUGGUGACCUUGGUAACCCUAGCUCAUGUCAGUGUUUCUAUAAGGUACUCGAUUAUAGCUCUAUAUCAUAAUCAUAUUAUUAAUACUGUUUAUCAUCCUUAUAAAUGUAUUUUUUUGUACAACAUAGUGCAUAGUAUAUAUUAUGGAUACCUACUUAAUGAUUAAAAGUGGUGUACAUUUAUUUUCCCAAAUCGCGUGUUAGAAGUUUAGAAUAUUCGUUAUUAAGUAUUAGGUACAUGGUAAUAAUUCAAACAACUCUUCCGCAUCCUUGAAUUUGACGAAAUUAAAAAAAUUACUAGGUAGCAGUAUACCUAGUCAUACACAUAAAUGUUGUACAGUAUAAGUAAUUACUGAGAUGAUAUUUUACUAACUAUAGACUACGACUAUAUCAUGUUAAUUAUUCAUAGGUAUACUAUUUUAAAAGCAAUAAUCUACGUCGUAGCAUUCAAAAUGAGUACAUUAUUAUGUAUUACAAUGUUGCAGGCGUAUUUUUAAACUCACAGUAAGGUUUAAGUCGAAUGAGUAGACACAAUAUUUUAUAAGUAUUUUUAUUUUUAGUUGAAAUAUAUUCUAACACUUUUUAAUUAAUUUACAAGUCUCUCUGGAGUGAAGGUGCUUGCGGUUGAUAGUGCUCAGACUAAUCUGAAUAAGCGUUCUCGGCGGCCGGUAUAUAUACCCUGGAACCCCCAUGCUAAAGUUGCUUAGUCCGCGUUUUUCGGCAUCAACAUGUUAUUGUUCAGUCGAGUGAUAACCUCACACGUCGGCCCCUGCAUCCGGGUCGUGCGAGAAUACACGUAUAAAUAUAUUUCUAAAAUAGUUUGUCCACGGUCGUUGCGCCGGAGCCUUAGUUGCCCUGCCAAUUCGGUGCGCCCGAGAUUGACAGCAGCUGAGGUAGAUUUAGACAACCAGUCUCCGUCCGGAGAAUGCAGCUUUGAUGCCAAACAACUAUCGCCGUUUAAUUUGACCUCACUAAUAACGUUGUGGCCCAUACUUAUACAAUACCCUAUUGUUGCGUUGCAUAUAAUAAUUAUAAUAUUAUAAUAUUUAAAGGAAAUAAGCAGACGCCCGUAACGACAUUAAUUAAUGUUCGUCGAUAUAUUUUAUUAUUAACGCAUAACUUACUACCAUAUGGCAUAUAAUAUUUCGCAACUGGACUCUGCACGUCCUAAAUUGUUCACAUAAAUAAACACUAUAUACUUCGUACCAAUAAAAUAAUAUUAUAUCAAUAUCUUACGUAAAUAUGUAAACUUUUAACGUAUGUAGGUUUUUAUCAAUAUAAAUAUAAAUGUGAUUACAAAAAGGUACCAAAAUAGUAAAACAUUAGUUACUACUACUGUAGGCGAACCCGCGUAGCUUUAUGUUGCGCAGCUUUACAAGUAUCGCUGGCGAAUAGUAGACCAGGUUACUGUGUUUAUAUUAAUCGCAUUUGCGCGGUUUGUCGCAACAGGUUGCAGAUAUUUAAAUUGUUUUUAUUGAUUUUAUAUUUUGUGUAAAAUCCGUUUUAAUUGUUGUUGCGGUGUUUAACACUUAUAUAUAUUUUUUUCAAAUACAGAUGAAUUUAACGGGGCUGCUCUUGGUGGCUUUGGUCGGCGUAUUGUCGGCCGCCAACGGUGCCAACAUCCUCGGCGUGUUCCCCGUAAACGGCCGCAGUCACUGGGUGGUGUACGAGGCCGUAAUGAAAGCGUUGGCGGCCCGUGGCCACAACGUGACGGUGAUCACGUCGUUUCCGCAAAAGACGCCGGUGGCCAACUACACGGAAAUCGACUUGUCGAAAACGUUCCCGUCCGUGGUCAACACUAUCGGCAUCGACUUGGUGUUGACCUAUCUAACCAGCGUGUUCGCCAACCAGUGGUUCAUCUCCGAUCAUUCGAUGAAACUGUGCCGGGAGAGUCAGAAAUUACCAGAAGUGCAGGCGCUGCUCAAGAGCGACAUCAAGUUCGACGCGGUACAUAAAUAUACGAUUUGGUUUCAUAUUGCAAUAUUUACAUGCAUGCCUGUGAAGUGGCGGCGUGAAAUAUUUUGACAUUGAAUCCCCUAUUUAAUUGUCCGUCCACCCCAACCUGAAAAUACCCCCUUUCUACCAUUAAUGAAUUGACAUUUUUUGAAUUUCAAUGAAUUUUAAUUUUGAAUGAAUUUUGAAUUUGUCAAAAUAUCCCCGCAGUCUAAAAUUCAUUUAAUGACAUUUGUUUCGUAAAAACAAAAAUGUUUGUUAUAUUUCUGAACAUGCAGACCCCCCGACCCACCCACCCGUUUUUCGUGAAUCACGUGAUUCAAAUACACCCCCUUCGAGCCGUCACCGAGCCUGUGCGUUCGUCCCACGGUAUUGUUUCCGGUUAAAACUGUCGCUUUCGCGAAAAAUCUGAGUAUACACCUUACCCCGAUGUCCGAAUCACGACGGUAUUACAUUUUAACCGAGUGCCACCUCUAAAUCCGCCACUCCACCCGAGUACUCAUGGUUUAUACUAAAAACCAUAAUGCAAUUUCUGUAACUAGGCACCUACUCAAUAAAAUGUGCUGUCGUUGUAGAGUUGAUAUAGCAUAAAUAUUUUACGGUGCAAACUCAAAGUCAUUGACUAUUAUAUAAUUAUAAUAUCGUUGCACAAUAGGUUAGAUUUUGAUUAAUAAUACAAUGUUAACCGUUCUUAUUUCAUCUCGGACACCUUUAUGUAACAUUUGGCUAUUUUUUUUUUUUCAUAAACGAACACUAUACUCAGUUUUAAUAGCUUUGACAAUUGAUAGCUGCUCCAUAUCAUAUAAUAAUGUUAUACAAUCGGAUAUAAUACGUGUUAAGGUUUGUUUAUCACAUUAUAAUAAAGUUUGAGAUGAGUACACUAUACUCGACGAACUUAUAUAUUACUAUAAUACAAUAAUAUUCGUCCGUGAAGCUUUUGAUCGCAGAGAUUUUAACGAAACUACAUAAAUCGGUUAGUGGACACAUGAGCGGAGUGGUCGGUCUGGAAAAUAGGAAUUUUCCAAGUGGCCUGAUAUUUUUAUAUAAUAUUUUACUUACUCGCAUUAUUUAUAAAACUUUGUACAAAGUUACUCAAAGACACGUACUAUAUUCUUAUUUCAGUAGGUUUCUAUUAAGCAUUUUUUUAUAUAUAUUUUUGUUUAUGGUAAAAUUUUAAUUAAUGAAAUAACUUUUCUAAAUAGUUUUUUGGCUCGAAAUUUCCCCUCUUUCUUAUCUUUGCUCAUUUCACUCAUAUCUCAAGUAAAACCGUACUUACCUCCCCUUCCUCAAAUCCUGGCUUCGCCACUGGUUCAAAUUAAUAAGCGAGAAACAUUUUAUUUGUAGGCCGAGACGUAUUUUAUUGGGUAACCUGGAUAAAUUUUAAUCUUCCGGCCUGAAUUUGUUUCUCACUCCACAUGAUAAAAUUGGUCCACUCACCUGUGAUUUUAUUUUUUAUCACCAUGCCGAUAAAAUGGACCGUAUAGGCAUACACGUAGGGCACCGUCUGUGACCUCGUAUUUAUCAUAGAACAUAGAUAUCUAUCAAAAAUAUUAUGUAAAAAUAAAAUAUUAAUAAUAUUCACUGUGUAUACCUGUUAUCAUUCUCUUAGCACAUAUUAGGUAAUAAUAACUUUAAUAUUUUUUAAAUGAGAAAAUAAUUUAAACAAAAAUGUAAAAGUUAUCUAAUAUUUAUUUUAAUAAUACCUAUGAAGCCACCACAUAAAUAUUGUAUCCGUUGGCAUUAUUAUUGAUUAUUGACACUAAUAAUACUACCUAUUUGGUGUUAUAUUACAAUGAUAGCUAACGGCUAUAGCGGCGAUAGUUGUUAUGGCCUUUACUAUUGUAUGUAAAUGUGUCAAAACAUUUAUGAUUUUCGUUAUUUUCCACUCAGGUUUUCACUGAAAUCUUCGGUGCUGAUUGUGACGUUGGUUUCGCAUACCAUUUCAAAGCUCCGCUAUUGUCCAUCAUGUCCAGCUCACAUCUUCCUUGGAGCUACGACCGCGUAGGUGGUCCAGACAACCCUUCGUACAUACCGACGAUCGUUACUAGAGCGGCCGGAAAAAUGAACUUCAAACAGCGCAUGAUCAAUACAUUGUAUUAUAUCUACUUUAAAUUGGCGUGGAAAUAUUACAGCGAGUGGCCGGCCGACAAACUGCUGAAAGAAAACUUUGGACCAAAUACGCCUUACAUCAAUGAAAUAGUUUACAACACAUCCAUGGUGUUUGUCAACGGACACUUUUCUAUAGACGGGCCGCGACCCUUGGUGCCCAACAUGGUGGAAAUCGGAGGAAUACACAUUAAAGAACCCCGACCCAUACCUAAGGUAAACAAAAAAACGCCUUUUUUACAUGCAGACAAGUAAUGCACGACGCUUUUAUUCGAUAUAGGUUAGAUUAGAAUUUGAUUUUUGUUUUUUUUUUCAAUCGUUUUAUUUUUACCCUUACUAAACGUUUUAUUUUCAAAUAUCAACUACCGCCCUCAACUAUCAAGGAAAGGAAAUCUAAUAAAUUGAUUAUAUUAAUAGAUCAUGAUUAUAGAAUCACUCUAUAUAGGUUGAUCAUGUUUUGUCUACAAUUUUUUUUUCAUAUAAGAUAUUAAUAAAAUAAAUAUAUAUAUAUAUAUAUGUCCCACGAAGAUAUUAAAAUAUCUCCUGAGAUAAUAAAGAUAAUCAAAUUCUGUUUUGUUCACUUGCAAUGAUAAGGACUAAAACAUUGAUAUUUGAACUAAGUUCUUGUUUUGGUAAAAAAAGUUAAAAAAAUAAUAAUUUUUCUGAACAUUUUAAUAUUUAAUGAUUUUUAGUAAAAAAUUUUAAAAUUUUCAGAUGAAUUUAAUUCUAUAAAAUGGCUGUACUCAAAUUUUUUAAAAAUAAUAAAAUAAACGUUUUUUUUUUAUCAAAAUUAAACAAAUCAACAUUUAACGGUUGUCCAUUUUAACCGAAAUCAGUAGCCUUAUAUUACAUUAGAAUCGGGAUCAGACCAUUGCACCCAUAUUAAACAGCUGCCCGCAUUAACCGGUGACUACAUUAAGCGGAAUCCACAGUAUGAAUAUUUGUAGUCCUUAUUCCUGUGAGUAAUAUAAAAAAAAAAUCACACACAAUUUAAUUAUAUAUCUUAUUAUCUCCAGAAAUGUUACAAUGGGUAAUCUUCGUAGGAUACCUAUAUAUAUUUCCAUUUUCCACAUAAAGAUAAUGCAUUAAUUACGAUUUGUUGAUAAUAUUUAGUCAAAUUGAAUUGAUUUAAUUGAUGCAAUAACAUGCAUCAUUGUUAUACUUAACUAAUUUCUCGUUAUUUUUCCGAUAGAACAUUUUGAAAUUUAUUGAAGACUCGCCGAAUGGAGUAAUGUUUUUCACGUUCGGUUCUUUGAUACGUGUAUGUACGCUUCCAAAACAUGUAUUACAAACGUUUAAGGAUGUGUUCUCGAAACUACCUAUUAGAGUGUUGUGGAAAUACGAAGAAGAAAUGCCAGACAAGCCCGAUAACGUAUUCAUUAGCAACUGGAUGCCCCAAAGAGAUAUUUUAAGUAAGCAAUUAUAAUAUUACUUGGUAUUAAUAGCUCUAUAAUAUUAUCUCGAUUCAAUACCCUUUAAUCAAAAUUGUUAUUAUUAUUUUUUAAUUUUUUAAUUCAGAUCACCCUAAAGUUCGUGCAUUUAUGACUCACGGCGGUCUUUUGGGUACAUUGGAAGCUGUACACUCAGGAGUACCUGUUAUAGGCAUUCCGUUUUUCUUCGACCAACCGAGAAACAUAAUAAAACUGGUAGAACAAGGAUCUGGUAUUUUAUUGGAUUAUCAAUCGAUGACAACCGAUACCUUAUACGAUGCUAUUACUACGAUAAUUAACAACAGCAGGUAUGGGAUAGUAAAAAGGAGAGAAAAAAUUACAAUAUUAACUGUUACAUCGUACUGCCAAAUUGUGUUAAUUGAUAAAAUAUCGAUAUUACACCGAAUUAUUUUUUUAAAAAAUUGAAUACCUACCCACCUAACUAUAACUAAAAUGCAAUUAAUUUUCUAGUUACGCGGAAAACGCAAAAAAACUUGCAAAUCGGUUCAAAGACAGGCCUAUAAAUUCAACGGAAAGUGCCGUCUAUUGGACGGAGUACGUAAUAAGACAUAAAGGAGCGAAACACCUGAGGACCGCAGCGGUCGGGAUGCCUUGGUGGAAGUACUACUUAGUUGACGUCAUCGGUUUUAUAUUGUUAAUCGCAUUUAUUGUAUUGUAUACAAUUUACUUUAUACUCAAAACGAUCCUUAAGAAAUUAUUCCAAAAGAAGGAGACUUCGAAAAAAGAAAAGACAAAUUAA
Cinara cedri is the source of this 18688-nucleotide messenger RNA. The record is from the annotation of a GenBank genome assembly. Lineage: Eukaryota; Metazoa; Arthropoda; Insecta; Hemiptera; Aphididae.